Molecule: messenger RNA, 277 nt
Organism: Sphaeroforma arctica JP610
Lineage: Eukaryota; Ichthyosporea; Ichthyophonida
Exons: 1
Source: RefSeq, a predicted model, not a curated record
AUGCACCUACCAGAACACAAUAAUGGGUCAUUAGAAGACAUUACACCCAAUGAACUAAACGCUAUACAGCGUAUGCACCAACCAGAACGCAGUAAUGGGCCAUUAGAAGACACUACACCAGAUGAACUAAACGCUAUACAACGUAUGCACCGACCAGAACACAGUAAUGGGCCAUUAGAAGACACUACACCCAAUGAAGUAAACAUUAAACAACGUAUGCACCUACCAGAACACAUAGUAAUGGACAUUAUACCCAAUGAACUGAACGUUAAACAAG